UAAAUAAAAAAUAAUUGAGCAUAAAAUUAGCCGGGUCGACGUUGAAGGCGCAAAGCCCGAAUUCUACAACGUGUGCUUCCAAUCGGAGCCCGAAUUAACAAAUCCUUCGGCCUUUUAGUAUUUUUAUUGGUUUCAUCUCAAAAUCAAAUUUAGUUGGAAUUUCGAAUUCGGAGAGAAUCACCCGCCCGAUUUCAUGGCGGCCUCAUCCCCAGUCAAGAGCAGCAGCGGCGCCACCGACGUCUCCGCGCCGCCCUCCUCCAAGAGCCUCCGCGGCCUUAACAAACCCAAGUGCAUCAAGUGCGGCAACGUGGCGCGCUCUAGAUGUCCAUAUCAGUCAUGCAAGAACUGCUGUGCAAAGGCACAAAAUCCUUGUCAUAUACAUGUUUUGAAAGGCAACUCAUCCUUUCCAGACAAACCACCCUCUACCAGCUCUCCUCUCUUUGACCAGCAAUUGUCUGAAGCAUCUCAUUCAGGGAGUUUCAACAGACUUCGCCAACUUUCCAACAACUUUGCGCAGUUCAGUAACUUACAGACAUCAUUUCGGUCGAGGAAGCCAUUGACCAAAAAGGAUGCACAAGUCAUCAACGAAUGGAGGUUCUCGAAGUUGAAAGAAUUUAGGGAUGGAAAUAUUGAAUCAGAGAGUGAAGCUUUUGACAGAUACAUGCAAAAUGUUGGUUUACUGGAAGAGGUUUUUCGGGUGAGCUCCGAGUUUGAUGAGCAGAACAAUGAAAGGAUGGUUCAUGAGUUGAAGUUGAAGCUUAGAUCAAAUCCAGCAACGACUGACAACUUGAGAAAAAGGAUCCAAUACAUUGUAGAUCAAGGAUUGAAGAAAGUAGGAAAGCCGGACGAUGCCAGUGAUACAGAAGGAGAGGGGGGAACGACCAAAAAGAUCAAGUCUUUGCAGGGCGAGAAAGCAACAGCCUUAGUUGAUCUCAAUGAUAAAUUAAACAAAGCACGAAACGAGGAUGAGCUGAAAGCGUGUUGGGAGAUGGUGUCUCAGGUGUUCCAGUGGAAUACGAAGAAGAGCGAUGAGGAAGCUGCAGGUGAGUCUGCUUGCAGGGAAAAUGAUGAUUCAUCUACCAAACAAGAAUCCCAUUUUUUCCCACCAAAAUGGGUAAAUCCAGUCACAAUUGAUCAACAAGCUCUUUGCCAAAUCGAUGCACAAUUUUCUUCCCUCGAGGAGGUACACAAUUUGUAGGUUGAGUUUGCUUCCUUUCACGCAGACUGUAUUCUACCUCACAGAUAGUUUAUUGCAGUGAAUUUAGUGUAAAAUGCCUAAGUAUGAUGUUUUGAUUCCUUGAAUUUAGCCAAUACAUUGGCAUUAAGUAAUAAGUUAGAAUGAGAUUUAAUUUUGGUGA
Messenger RNA from Salvia miltiorrhiza (redroot sage), 1358 nucleotides. RefSeq lists its product as uncharacterized. Bases 194 to 1198 code for a protein of 334 amino acids. NCBI's taxonomy places the organism in Eukaryota, Viridiplantae, Streptophyta, Magnoliopsida, Lamiales, Lamiaceae. The record is from RefSeq and is a predicted model, not a curated record. The transcript has 5 exons.